Molecule: messenger RNA, 1806 nt
Organism: Gamsiella multidivaricata
Lineage: Eukaryota; Fungi; Mortierellomycota; Mortierellomycetes; Mortierellales; Mortierellaceae
Exons: 6
Coding region: 329-1687 (452 amino acids)
Molecular function (GO): FAD binding
Source: RefSeq, a predicted model, not a curated record
CGCAAAUCUCGAUUUAUUGGUCGGGUCACUAUCCCCAGUUUGAGGACUUACAUUGCCUGUUGGGGAAGGGACAACAUGAAGGACAAUCAGGGGUGGUAUUGUUACACGACGUUGUUGCUGUGCUACUGGAGCCGAAAUUAGACUUGGUUCAGGCAAGCGAGCCCGAUCGAUAAGAUUCCCAUGGAGGUCGUGCACUCGGACUAUAACAAAGACGAGGGUGGCUAUCCCCAUCUUGUCCAUUCGACUUCUCAUUCUCUCAUUCUCUCAUCCAACCCAUUCCAACCAUCUACUUUUUUCGCCCAAACGCUGUUGACCUUGAAGCGCGUUGAUGAGCCAUUAUCCCUCGCAACCUCCUCCUCCCAGUACCGAUGGCAAGCCCAAUGUCAUGAUUGUUGGGGCUGGUCUUGCUGGCAUGUUCUUGGGAAUCCUACUUGACCAUAUAGGUGUUCCCUAUGAAAUUUUUGAAAGAAGUAGCGAAGUCCGACCUCUCGGCGCUGUGAUGAGCUUGAAUGCGAACAUCCUACCCGUAUUUGAACAGCUUGGGAUAUAUGAGGAGCUUCUGAAGAUGUCGUAUCCAAGCAAAGGCUUUAACAUAUAUAAGAGCGACCUGACGAACAUUGCAUCCCUAACCAUCGAUAAUGAAGAAGAGCUGUUCGGAUACAACUUCUGCGUCUUCGCUCGACCUCGCCUUCACGAUCUCUUUCUCUCUCGGAUACCUCCGGGGAGAAUCCAUCGAGGCAAAAAGGUCAUGUCCUUAUCUCAGAGCAAGGAAGGGGUGAUGAUCCGAUGCAGCGACGGUACUACCUACCACGGGGACAUCCUUGUGGGCGCCGAUGGUGCCUACUCCGGCGUUCGCCAGGACUUGUUCAAACAGAUGCAGAAGACGAAGGAGCUUCCAGCGUCCGACACCGAAACACUCUGCAAAGGCUACAUGUGUUUAGUCGGAACAGCCGAUAAACUGGACCCCAACAAAUAUGAGGUCUUGAAUGAUAAAGUUUCGAAGGUGUACCAGGUCAUUGGAACUGGCACUCAGUACUCUUGGAGCGCAGUUAACGUUCCUGACAACAAGAUUUGCUGGAACGUGAUUGUUCAACUUGCGACGAUGAGGCAGGCUGAGGACGAAAAGUUCAGGAACUCAGAAUGGGGGCCUGAUUCAAACGACGCCAUGAUCCGAGAGGCCAGGGAUUUUCUGCUUCCCAUCGGAGGCACGAUCGGUGAUCUUAUUGAUGCCACGCCGAAGGAGGCCAUCUCUCGUGUGCUACUUGAAGACAAAGUCUUUGACACCUGGUACCACGGUAGAACCGUACUCAUUGGCGAUGCAUGCCAUAAGUUGCUUCCGAGUGGUGGGCAAGGCGCAGUUAAUGCACUGCAAGAUGCUGUGAUACUGGCAAAUUGCAUAUACGACCUGCCAUCGUUAGAGCAGCACGAUAUCACAACAGCAUUCAGGGAUUACAAGAACCAUCGAUAUGCUCAUGUGAAGGAUGAAUACGAAGCAAGCAAGACAAAUGCAAAAGUCUUCUAUGGCCAGACGUUCCGCGAGCGACUCAUGCGCAAUGUAGCACUCAACUACCUGCCCAAAUCGCUACAGCUGCGAACCAUGACUAAGAGCUUGGCGUAUCGUCCGCAGGCAUCAUUUCUUCCGCCGGCACCGAAAAGAGGCACUCGCCCUGUGCUCCCACAAAAAUAAUCUAGUCAAAGCGAUGUAACGAAAAAAAAAAAAAAAGCACACGACAAAAAGAAACAGAGUGCUUGAACAAGUAAUCGGUAAUGUGGGAACGACAGUCAAUAAAUAAUAAGGACCAGGGC